CUUGAUCUUUUUUCAGUGCCCCAUAGAAUUCCCAAUAACAAAACAACAUAUAUAAAAUUCUCCACGCUUCUUGUGUUUUUAAAAGACUUCAAUUUGUUUGGUGAAUGUAUAUAUAAAAAUGUUUCACCUCAGAUUCAUUACUUUUGUUGUUUUCCUGAUAUGCGGUUUCGGUGUAAUGGGGCUAGAAGAACAUGACAUAUGUACCACAAAAGCUGGUCUUCAAGGUGAGUGUCUUAAAGACUUUGAAUGUAAAUCUGCAAUAGAGAGUAUUCGCAAGGGUAUUGUACCGACAGAUGUAUCAUUAUGUGGUUUUUCAAAUCACCAGCCCAUUGUAUGUUGUGUAGAUAGUCCUACAGACAGUACAGACAUACCUAUUCCAACUUCUUCGCUAGUACAGAAUGAAAAUAAAUCUGACAGAACUGGACCAGGUCCUGGAAAUAAAGCAAAUAAAAUGUGCCAGGUCUACAGUGCAUAUGCUUACGUUAUUGUAACAGUAUCUCUUUUUGGAAGGCCUCAUCGGUAUCUUGAUUGUCGAAUAUACAAUGAUGAACUAAUUGUGGGUCCAACACUUCCAGACGGGAAAGAGUUUCCUCACAUGGUACAAAUUGGAUAUGGUUUAGAUUCUGAUGUAAAAUGGGGAUGUGCAGGAUCACUUAUUAGUGAAAAUUAUAUUCUAACAGCAGUCCGUUGCAUAAAACAUAAGACAAAGGGAGAUGCCAAGUUCGUUAGAGGAGGAGUAUAUACAGAAGAUCAUAGCCUUAUUUUGCAAGUCAGAGAAAUAGCUGAAGUAAUAUUACCUCCCAACUAUUCAGAUAUUAAAAAUGAAAGUUUGGUAUUGUUCAAAGUCAAAACAAAUUUCAAGUUAAACGGCUUUAUACGUCCAGCUUGUCUUUACACGAAAAAUGGUAGUCCUCAGAAUCGGUUCGUAACAGCAGGUUGGAAGCUUGCAGAAUCUGGCGAUAAAGAUGGUCAAAAGUUACAUAGAGUCUACGUGCAACCCUUAGCAGAAGAUAAAUGCGACAAAAUCAACUCGAUCUGUGCUAAAGCAGCUACUAAAGGUUAUUAUGGAGAUAUUUGCAGUGUCGAUAUCGGUGGGCCACUUAAUCACUUUCGGCCGGACACAGCUGAUAUUAAAUGCAUGCACGAUAUCGUAGGAAUCAAAGUGGAAGAUACAGAAUGUGAAACUGGCGAAAAUGGCAUAAACGUAUAUACCAAAGUGUAUAAUUAUAUCAAAUGGAUUGAAGAUACUGUGUGGCCAUAGUCAUGUUGUAUAAAUCAGUAUUAAAAUAUUAGUUUUAAAUUAUUUUUUUAAUAAAUGUUUUAUUCCAUUUUGUUGGCUCUUUCUACUGUAUGGAAUAUUAAAAAUCAAUAAAAUUUAAUAAUUGAACUUUG
Molecule: messenger RNA, 1392 nt
Organism: Diabrotica virgifera virgifera (western corn rootworm)
Lineage: Eukaryota; Metazoa; Arthropoda; Insecta; Coleoptera; Chrysomelidae
Product: serine protease snake-like
Exons: 6
Coding region: 119-1261 (380 amino acids)
Biological process (GO): proteolysis
Molecular function (GO): serine-type endopeptidase activity
Source: RefSeq, a predicted model, not a curated record